AUGAAUUGGUUGCUCUCUCUGUUGGCUCUGGCCUCCACGGUUGUGGCCCACCAGUGUCACUGUUUGCCCGGUGACAGCUGCUGGCCCUCCACCUCCUCCUGGUCAUCCCUCAACCAAACGGUCGGCGGUCGUCUGGUGGCUACCGUGCCCAUUGGUACUCCCUGCCACGGUGCUGCCUACAAUGCCGCUGCCUGUGCCACUCUGCGGUCCGAUUGGACUCUGCCGGAGACGCACAUGGACUCCUCCUCCUCGGUGAUGCAAACCUUCUUUGCCAACCAGAGCUGUGAUCCCUUCACCCCCAAGAGCCGGCCCUGCGAGCUGGGCAACUACGUGAGCUACGCCGUCAACGUCUCCUCCACCCGGGAUGUCGUGGCCGCCGUCCGGUUCGCCCGCAAGAACAACGUCCGUUUCGUCAUCCGAAACACUGGCCAUGAUUACCUCGGCCGCUCAACCGGUGCUGGUGCUCUGUCGGUCUGGACCCACCAUAUGACCGAUAUUGAGUACAAGAACUGGUCCAGCGAGAUCUACAAGGGACCCGCCUUCAAGGUCGGUGCCGGUGUCGUGGGAUACCAGAUCCUCGACGUUGCUCAUGCCAAGGGCCUAGUCGUUGUCACGGGCGAGUGCCCCACCGUCGGUCUGGCCGGUGCCUACACCCAGGGUGGUGGUCACUCCGCUCUGAGUACCAGUUUCGGUCUCGGUGCCGAUCAGACCCUUGAAUUCGAGGUCGUUACCGCCAACGGCACCGUCGUGACUGCCUCGCGCACUGAGCACCCGGACCUCUUCUGGGCCCUCAGCGGUGGUGGCGGCGGUAACUACGGCGUCGUCGUGUCCAUGACCGUCAAGGCUCACGCCGAUGCCACCGUUUCCGGUGCGACGGUCGAGUUCACUGCCUCUGGCAUCACCACCGACACCUUCUUCCAGGCCGUCUCGGAGUUCCACUCCCUCCUGCCCGCCAUGAUCGACUCCGGUGCCACCGUCAUCUACGAGAUGACCAACGCCGUCUUCCUGAUCCACCCUGUCACGGCCUUCAAUCAGACCAAGGAGGAUGUGAAGAACACGCUGACCCCCUUCCUGUCUGCCCUAGCCGACCUCAACAUCACCUACAAGGCCACCUAUACCGAGUUCGACUCCUACUACAAGCACUACAGCACCUACAUGGGUCCCUUACCCUACGGCAACCUCGCCGUCGCUGACUACCAGUACGGCGGCCGCCUGAUCCCCCGCACCACCCUGGAGCAAAACUCCACCGCCAUGGGCGCCGUCCUGCGCAACCUCACCUCGCAGGGCGUCAUCGUCGUCGGCGUCGGCUUGGACGUCUCCCACCCGACCAACGUCUCCAACGCCGUCUUCCCCGCCUUCCGUAACGCCGCCAUCACCAUGCAGAUCGGCACUCCGUGGAACGAGACCGCGCCCUGGAGCAAGAUGAUCGCCAACCAGUUCAAAAUCACCGAUGACUUCGUGCCCCAGCUCGAGGCCAUCACCCCCAACUCUGGCACCUACCAGAACGAGGCCGACUUCCGCCAACCGAACUGGAAGCAGACUUUCUUCGGCAGCAACUACGACCGUCUUCUUGAUAUCAAGCGCAGAUGGGAUCCUUGCUCCUUCUUCUAUGCUCUCAAGGCCGUUGGUAGUGACUCUUGGAACGUUGAGAAGUCCGGCCGUAUGUGCCGUGCUCACUAA
Messenger RNA from Penicillium cinerascens, 1680 nucleotides. Its product is annotated as putative isoamyl alcohol oxidase. Gene Ontology annotation, molecular function: oxidoreductase activity; FAD binding. NCBI's taxonomy places the organism in Eukaryota, Fungi, Ascomycota, Eurotiomycetes, Eurotiales, Aspergillaceae. The transcript is spliced from 2 exons. The record is from RefSeq and is a predicted model, not a curated record. Bases 1 to 1680 code for a protein of 559 amino acids.